Ylistrum balloti is the source of this 1317-nucleotide messenger RNA. RefSeq lists its product as uncharacterized. The record is from RefSeq and is a predicted model, not a curated record. Bases 1 to 1317 code for a protein of 438 amino acids. Gene Ontology annotation, biological process: proteolysis. NCBI's taxonomy places the organism in Eukaryota, Metazoa, Mollusca, Bivalvia, Pectinida, Pectinidae. Gene Ontology annotation, molecular function: aspartic-type endopeptidase activity; zinc ion binding; nucleic acid binding. The transcript has a single exon.
AUGAAGGAACGCCAGUUAGCUACUAAGGAAGGUAAGGAAUGUUACCGGUGUGGUGGCAAGGGUCACUUUCAGAGAGAUUGUAGCUCUGGUAGGUCCAGAUCACCUACAUCUCCCAGCAGGCCACAUUCUCCGCGACAUGACAUAAAGAUUACCAGGGCCAGCAGAACGGGGAAAAGCAUUGUUGUUCCGAUAAUUGUCAAUGGGGAACCUACUGAAGCUGUCAUCGACACGGGAGCGGACGCAACAGUUAUCUCUGACAGAUGGGCGAAAGAGGUUGGACUCAAGUAUGAGAAACCGGGAACGGAAAUAAAUUUAUUAACAGCGGAAGACGGGGCACAGAUGACUGGGGUAGGAGUAGUCACUGCGACUCUCCAACUUGGUGAGGAAGUGAAGAAAUUACCAGUGGUGAUAGCCCCUAUUAGGGAUAACAUGCUAGUUGGUAUUGACCUGCUCCAAUCGGUACUUGCAGUCAUCCAUACAGGAGAGAAAAAUAUUGAAGUCAGUGGGAAGUUGCUUCCAGGUUUCUCCCAAAUGGCUGAUACUGAUAUUGCUAGAAGUGUAGUGCGAGUUGAUGCUAGCGUGGUGAUUCCACCAGGAAGUGAGAAAAUGAUAGUGAGUCGGUUGGAAAAUCCCUCUCAACCUUCCCAGGCAAUAUUAGAGACAUUCAAUCAUCAGAGCGGGUUGCAAAUUGGAUCAUGUCUUGUCUGUAUGAACCAAACUGUUCCUGUGAGGGUCCUUAAUCUGAAGGACUGCGAGAUCAAACUCUCGGAGAGCACCUUCCUAGGAAAAGUUGAGGAGGUAGAUGUUGACCAGAAGUUCAACAACGCAGAGGCAGUUUUCCCUAUUGCAGAAACAAAACAUUUACAAAACUCUGUAGGUGUGGAUAUAUGUGUUCCUUUACACUUGCAGGACCUUUUCUCAGAAUCCUCGAAUGGCCUGACAAAUCCUCAGAGACAGAGACUCUGUAUGCUUCUAAAGGAGUUCCCUGAUAUCUUUGCAAAGGACGACUACGAUUUGGGCACUUUCAGCGGUGUAAAACAUCGAAUUGACACCGGUGAAGCAAUGCCAAUUCGCCAGCCAGCCAGGAGGACUCCAUUAGGAUUCCAAGGCGAAGAAGAUUCCCACCUUCAAAAACUGAUGGAAACUGGAGUGGUCAUCCCAUCAAGUUCCGAGUGGGCAUCACCAGUAGUGUUAGUUCGGAAAAAAGACGGUGGAGUGCGAUGGUGCGUUGAUUACCGAAAGGUGAGUGAAGUCAGUGUAAAGGACGCCUAUCCACGUCUAAAAAUUGUUCUUAACAUCCACGUAGAAGGUGUAUAG